AUGAAUUCUCUUGGUCAAGGUUUACGUUAUGAUGAAGAUGAUGAACACGUUUUUGAUGAUAGUCCGGUAGCUUCCGUUUCACCACAAUCGAGAACACCACCGGAUUCUCCGCUUUAUGGCAUUGCGCGUCAAUCGAAUAUUGAACAAAUGAACAAAACUGAACAACAAAUAUCAAUUGAUGAAAUCUCACAGUUAAAUGCUGGAAUGUACAAGUUAUAUCAUACAAAUAAGUCAACAGUUGGUGAACAAUUGCAAAUGAAAAAUUUAACGGCAGCAAAAAUUAAUGAAAAUUAUUUGACACCACCCCAAUCACCGUUUAUUCCACCAAAGUAUUCAAAUUUGCUAUCAGCAUUCCAAAACGAUGACUUAAUGAAAUUAGCUGAACAGUCACCGCUUGCUAAGCGAUUAAAUCCUCCUGAUUCAUUGUUCAAUGAUUGGUCAAUCAAUGUUCCAUCAACAGAAGUUUUAAUGACAAAUUCUCAAUCAUCAUCCAAAAGUCAAUCAAGUCUUCAACGUUAUAUGAGUCCACAACGUAUAAUGUCUGAUAAUACAAUUCAAGGUGCGACAGGUGAUUUUUCAAUUGAAAAGGACGUUGACAGUUUCGAGCCAAAGCGACAUAUAUCUGUUACUACGCAUGUGGAAACAGAAGGGAAUCAUUUGUAUUCGUACAUUGCAAAAGCAAUUGAUUCCUCAUCUACAACUACAUGGUCAAAUCUUGGUAUUGCAGAUGCUUCACAACAACAUUCGUUCAAUCAAGAUCUUGGUCACAAUUCACCACUUCCAAAUGAUUUACGGGCCCCAGGUGCACCUCUCCAUGGAUUAUCGGCAUUAUCAAAACCACGUGGCCCAUCGUCGUUUAGUGCAAUGAGUGCCAACCAACAACAUUCGGCCGUGCCGCUAAUAUUUCCACAGCAGCAAAAUCAAAUGGUCGUACGUAGUGCUCAACAAGCAAUGCCAGUGUUUUCGUCAACAUCCGGCAUUUCCCAACAUUUUUAUCAACAGCAAUAUCGUACUCAUCAACCGCAAUCGAUGCCAUCGUACAAUGCUACGGAUCCAUCAUAUAAUUCAAUCGUGGACGCUGCCGUCAGUGCUGUUCUCCUAAGACAACAACAACAACAACAGCAACUGGCUCAACAAAAUAUCGGUGGUUUGUCGUCUAUGUCAUUUCUUACUCCAGCACAAGCUCAAUUAGUUAACAAUAACAAUAACAGGCCAUUACGUUCAGAAAAAAUUGAUAUUGAAAUAAUUAAAGCGUUAAUUCGUCAAGCAAAAAUGAAACGUCGACUUGGAUUGAAAAAAGAGGUGUGUGUCUUCUGUCGUAAUAAUGGUGAGAAUGAAUUGAUUUACACCAGUCAUAGUCUGAAGGAUUCAAAUGGUAAUGUGUCAUGUCCAAUACUACGAGCUUAUCAAUGCCCAAUAUGUGGUUCAACAGGUUCAGCAGCCCAUACAAUUAAAUAUUGUCAAGCAGCUAGUGAAGAUACUAAACGUUUAUGUACACCAUAUGAAAAAUUGCUUCGUCAACAAUUGUUACAAUCACUAGAUGGUAUGAAUAUGUAUGGUUUUUGUCUGUGA
Molecule: messenger RNA, 1572 nt
Organism: Didymodactylos carnosus
Lineage: Eukaryota; Metazoa; Rotifera; Eurotatoria; Philodinida; Philodinidae
Source: the annotation of a GenBank genome assembly